AUGAAUCGAGAAGGUUCAAGGAUGUCUAAAGUUGGGGAGCAGAAACAAUCUGUCCUGUGGCAGAACGGACACAGCACUGCAGAGAAUGAAGUACUGAAUCAAAGUACCUCACCUGUAUCGUCCUCAGUUUCCAUUCGACCUACUUUCCUCAAAGAAAUCUGGUGUUUAUGGCGCAUUUUGAACCUUCUUAACUUGUUUCAGCUGGAAACAAUUCUUUUUGCGUUGGUUUUUAUACUCAAGUGUAUCAUCGUGGUAGAGGGUCUUUUCCUGAAUCACUACCCGUAUGAGAAUGAUGAGAGGCAGCAGAUAGCAGAUCGCAGAAUUGUGAUUGGGUCAAAAGAGCCGCGUGUCAUAAAUAGAAGCUUGCUGGCAGGUUAUCGGGGAAGGCCUGGAAAUAAAAUGAGACAAAGAUUUAGAUAUCCAUGGAGAUCAAGAAUCACGAAAUUUGCGACGAUCAAAGCGAAUCCGGACAUUUGCCGAAACCACUCGAGGGUUAACCGAGUGGAAGACGAGCCCGGCCCAGUCGUGUGUUUAAGAAAGUCAGAACAUGACCUUUUGGUACAAUUAGGGUCUACUGGAGGGUUAAACAAACGAUAUGCGGCUGUUAACAUCACUGACGCAAGUGGUUUUGAGGAUCUAACCACUUUCCCGGAGGGACAACCGAAGACACCCGAUCAUGAUCCGAAAAAAACCGAAGUGAUGAACUUGACGGAAAGCACGAAGCACCAUGCACCUAUGCGCCAAGCUGACAAAGAGGAACUUGACUUGAAGAAACAACAGCGCCUGAAAAGGAGCCUUCCUACGUCUCCAGGCACAUUUUUCCGUGGGUGUCAGAAACGGGGCACAAUCACAAAAGGCACCAAUUUGCACCGCUUAUGCACGGAAUGUUCAGCCACCACUCGGCUUAGUGACGAUCGGUUCCCAAAGUACAUCAACGAAGUUAUUUGCCGGGAUAGCGACCACCAGUGUGCUGCCAACAUGGGGCGUUGUUUCCAGCGAACACACAAACUUGAUUUCUUGCGGUUUACUGGCAAGUUCGCGCCUGAUAUUAAAAUGACUAACUUUGCUGGCAAGCCUGUGUAUAAGGAAGUGUGGGACCUCUACACACAGGAGAUUCGAUCGUGCUGUGAGUGUGAAAUGUACCCUCAUAUUUAUCGUGCGAUUAAGUCGAGGAAUGGCGGAGAUGACGGAGAUGACGGAGAUGAUGACGGAGAUGACGACGACGACGACGACGAUGAUGAUAGAUAAUAACGAUGAACGAACUGAUGAGAGUUGAUCUUCUCGACACCUUGUUCCAACUGUUAUCGUUGUUUUACCCUUUUGCAAAUAUAUUUGUGUAUAUAAAUUACUGGUCAUUUGCAUAUAUUAUGAUCGUUUAUGCACAACCAAAGGACCGGUGAUUUGCAUGGCGCA
Molecule: messenger RNA, 1413 nt
Organism: Pocillopora verrucosa
Lineage: Eukaryota; Metazoa; Cnidaria; Anthozoa; Scleractinia; Pocilloporidae
Source: RefSeq, a predicted model, not a curated record